UUUAUUUAUUUAGAAACAAAAAGAAAAGAAAAGAAAAAGAAAAAGAAAAAAAAACCAACAAAAUCGACUACUGUUUAGCUUUAUAGAUCUCUCCACCGGAGGAUCCCUUCAUUUUCACCAGUGCCUUUUGUAGAUCCAAAAACAGCAGUUUUUCUCUCAACCCUCAAGUUUUUGCAUCUACGAGAUCUUUUGAGGCAGCAUGUCAACUAUUGAUGAGCCUCUGUACCCCAUUGCGGUUUUGAUUGAUGAGUUGAAGAAUGAAGACAUUCAGCUUCGGUUGAAUUCGAUUCGUCGCCUCUCAACCAUUGCUCGCGCGCUUGGGGACGAUAGGACACGCAAGGAAUUGAUACCUUUUCUAAGUGAGAACAAUGAUGAUGAUGAUGAAGUGCUCCUUGUAAUGGCUGAAGAACUAGGGGUUUUUAUUCCCUAUGUUGGAGGUGUGGAGUUUGCAAAUGUUCUGCUGCCUCCAUUGGAGACCCUUUGCACUGUUGAGGAAACUUGUGUAAGGGAUAAGGCAGUAGAGGCGUUGUGUAGAAUUGGUGCCCAGAUGAGGGAGCAGGACGUGGUUGAAUACUUUCUUCCGUUAGUGAAGAGGUUGGCUGCUGGUGAGUGGUUUACUGCUCGAGUUUCCUCUUGUGGCUUGUUUCAUAUUGCAUACCCAAGUGCACCAGAGGCAUUAAAAACUGAACUAAGAGCGAUAUACAGUCAGCUAUGUCAAGAUGACAUGCCCAUGGUCAGGAGAUCUGCUGCUACAAAUCUUGGAAAAUUUGCUGCUACUGUUGAAGCGGCUCAUUUGAAGACUGAAAUAAUGUCUAUGUUUGAUGAUCUAACACAGGAUGAUCAAGAUUCUGUUAGAUUGCUUGCUGUUGAGGGUUGUGCGGCUCUUGGAAAGUUGUUGGAACCCCAGGAUUGUGUGGCACAUAUUCUCCCUGUUAUAGUUAAUUUCUCACAGGAUAAGUCUUGGCGGGUCCGUUACAUGGUGGCAAAUCAAUUGUAUGAACUAUGUGAAGCUGUUGGUCCUGAGCCGACCAGGUCGGAUCUUGUUCCUGCAUAUGUUCGGCUACUUCGCGAUAAUGAAGCUGAAGUGCGCAUAGCUGCUGCCGGGAAAGUAACAAAGUUUUGUCGACUUUUAAAUCCUGAGCUUGCAAUUCAGCAUAUUCUUCCUUGCGUCAAGGAGCUGUCAACAGAUUCUUCCCAGCAUGUUCGUUCUGCUUUGGCUUCAGUUAUUAUGGGAAUGGCACCUGUUUUGGGGAAGGAUGCAACAAUUGAGCAACUGCUUCCUAUAUUCCUCUCUCUUUUGAAAGAUGAAUUUCCUGAUGUCCGUCUAAACAUCAUUAGCAAGCUAGAUCAAGUCAACCAGGUGAUUGGAAUAGAUCUGCUAUCCCAGUCUCUAUUGCCAGCAAUUGUUGAGCUUGCAGAGGAUAGGCACUGGAGGGUUCGGCUUGCAAUAAUAGAAUACAUACCUUUAUUGGCAAGUCAGCUGGGUGUUGGUUUCUUUGAUGAUAAGCUUGGUGCUUUAUGCAUGCAGUGGUUAAAAGAUAAGGUCUACUCAAUUCGUGAUGCAGCUGCUAAUAAUGUGAAACGCCUUGCAGAAGAAUUUGGCCCAGAGUGGGCAAUGCAGCAUAUUGUUCCACAGGUUUUGGAUAUGAUUAAUAACCCUCAUUAUCUGUAUCGAAUGACCAUUCUGCAUGCAAUUUCUCUGCUUGCUCCUGUUAUGGGUUCAGAGAUCACUUGCUCAAAACUCCUACCUGUUGUCAUUAAUGCUUCGAAAGAUAGGGUACCGAACAUCAAGUUCAAUGUGGCCAAGGUGUUGCAGUCACUUAUACCUAUUGUUGAUCAGUCGGUGGUGGAGAAAGCUAUCCGUCCAUGCUUGGUGGAGUUGAGUGAGGAUCCAGAUGUUGAUGUUAGAUUCUUUGCUAACCAGGCAUUACAAUCAAGUGACCAGGUUAUGAUGUCAAGUUAGAUAAUGUCAUUAGUCUUCUUUUUCUUUUUGUCCUAUCUGGUUUAUCCUGUUAAUUUUUGCCCUUAAAAUUCAGAAACUCAUUUUUCUUACAGACACAAUGUCUUAAUUGUUGCCAUGUAGUCCUCACUCUUCACUCUUAAGUGGAAUUCUAAUCUUUCUUAUGCUUUGAAUGGUACUCUGGUUUAUUCCACUUAGCAAAGAAAUAUUUUGCCUUUAC
This is a messenger RNA of Rubroshorea leprosula, 2180 nucleotides long. The record is from the annotation of a GenBank genome assembly. Lineage: Eukaryota; Viridiplantae; Streptophyta; Magnoliopsida; Malvales; Dipterocarpaceae.